Symbiodinium sp. CCMP2592 is the source of this 2640-nucleotide messenger RNA. The record is from the annotation of a GenBank genome assembly. NCBI's taxonomy places the organism in Eukaryota, Dinophyceae, Suessiales, Symbiodiniaceae.
AUGGACCUCAACUUGGAGGAUCUUCGCAAGGCCCUUCGCGAUCUAGGCGAGGACCCCUCGCCCAGCUGGACGAAAGUCGAGUUGCGCUAUCGCCUUCAGGAGCUCACGGGGAAGGACACCAGCAUCAACGUGAAGACGCCAGCCAAGGACACAUCGCCCAUGUUGGGCUUGGUCAAGAAGCUCAAUGCUGCGUCCCGGAAGAAACAGGAUCUGGUGACAUUUUGUCGCGACGAGAUCUCCAUGGACAUGAGCGGCCUCGAGAACAAGACCAUUGCCCAACUCCAGAUGCUUGCCAUGAAACAGAUCAGUUCCCACACGGCACCACAUCCUACGGAUCUCCUGGGUUUCGGGAAACAUGUUCGACGCACCUAUCUGGAUGUGGCCCAGAACGAGAAAGAGUAUUGUUCAUGGGUCAAGACCACGGCGGAGGAGAACCCUCACAACAGCGAUCCUCGUCUUCGUCGCUUUGCCCGAUGGCUCCAGCUCCAGGAGGAUUGCGAGAUCCUUCCCGAGGUAGCGCCCAAGAAGGAUUUCACCACUCAGUUCCGCCCGGCGGCUCGCAAUUCAAGCACCAAGAAGAGUACCGAAGCCACCAACAGCGCAAGCGCGUCCAGUUCGAGCGAGGCCAUGAAUCAGCAGAUGAUGGCGACCAUGUUCGAGAUGAUCAAGGAUCUCCGAGGGGAGAUUGCAGAGCUCAAGGGCGAGCCCGUUCGCAAGAAAGGUGUCAAACCGGAGGAGAGUGGGACGGAGACGGACGGCUCCUAUGCGAUGGUGACGGUCCAAAAGUCGGGCGCAAUUGAGACGUUGAAUUUCGAGGGUGACGAAGGGUCCUUGGGAGAUUUCGAUUCGGAAGAGGUGUUUCUUCUUCGGGAAGAGAUUGUGUUGCCCAACGGAGCCGUGGCGAACGGCCAGCUUCACGACAUCAGACAUCGAUUGGUGGCCUUCUCACCGAAGGCGUGGCAUGGCCCGGAAGAUUGGAACGCUCAUCCCGAAAUUCUGAAGAUGGCCCUUCCCCCAAAGUGGCAUACGGUGUCCACGGAUAUAGGACACUGGAAGCAUCCCAAGACGGGUGAAGUGGUCCAGUUUAUGUUGAUUAUUGAUGAAGGAGCAGCAGCCUGCCUGCAAUACUUGCGCGAGGGCUGGGGUUCGUAUUUCGGUCUUCCGAGGGCUUUGAGAUUGGAUCCGGCGGGAGCUUUCAGAUCUCAAAGUGUGGUGGACUUUUGUGAUCGGGAACACAUCCUGCUGGAUAUUGUUGCAGCGGAUGCGCACUGGCAAAUUGGCGUGUGCGAACAAGCCAUUAAAGGUGUGAAAGAGGUGAUGUCGAAGAUGUGUGAUGAUGACGAUCAGGCCACUCCAGAGACUCUGUUGGCUACUGCAGUGUCCGUGUUUAAUCAGAGGGAUCAAGUUCGAGGGUUCUCUCCGGUUCAACAUGCCUUUGGUCGAAGUCCUGAUAUCACGGGUCGUAUCGUCACCUCAUGCGCUGAAGUUCCUGAUGACUUGAUUGUGGAGUGUGCAACGGCUGAGUUUGAAAGGAGUUACUGGAAGCUGUGUCUCGUGAACAUGGACGUCUCCGAGGAAGGCCCCACUGAUGCGGAAUGGUACCGGGCACAGGAUGUUCAGGAAGUUCCUGAGUCUGCGUGGUCUGCUGAGUGUGUGUCGUUCUGGGAAGAUCAAUCGGCUGCGGUUGAGGUUGAGAUCGACAUGCCAAACACAGCGAGGCAGUGGGAACGCGCCACCGCAAACUUAUCCGCGUAUUUCACAGGUGCCAUGAAAAGACAGGCCGUCGAGGUGUCGGAAAAGCGUCUUAGUCCCCAGGAGUUGGCCCAAUUCAAGGAAGCAAAAAUGAUCGAAGUGAAAAACUUCCUUGCUGCCAAAGCCUUUGAGGUCUUGCCCAAACAUUUGCAGCCUAGUAAGGAACAGGCCAUAGGAAUGAGGUGGAACGAGAUUGUCCGGAAGAUUAAGGAAAGGUUCCACUGGGGCGAUUGGGACUGCAACGAGUUCAUUCAAUGUGGGGUGAAGGACUCGAAGGCUGCCACCACAGGGUGGGAGAAAACGCAGCUGAGGGCACUACUGGGUGCACUUAGCUGGCACGCACAGCAGGCGAAUCAGCUGCUUCAAAGCACUCGGGCGCGCAAGGGGCAUCGGAUGUUGAUUCACGGGAGUCCAGGUGCCGCGGAAACCCAAGCGGCCGUCAACGGUGAAGACCAACUAGUGUACGCCAGGUAUCAAUGGUCCGAGAUUCUGUAUGGCAAUGUGGAUACUAAGGAUCCCGACACGACUGUGAGACGUACUACCGGAUGUGUGAUCUCCGAUUCCCGCAACGUGUAUGACAAACUGCAGACAGAAGUCCUCUCUAUCAAAGGUGCCGAAAAGCGCGCGAACCUGGAGCUCUUGGCCCUCAAGGAAGCACAAUCGCGAACCAAUGUUCACAUUCGUUGGGUUCAUUCAGAAGCACAACUUGCCAACACGCUUACCAAAGCAAAUGGAGGUCGUGAACUUGAACUCUUUUAUCGUAUGGGACAUCAAUGGCGAAUUGUUGAAGACGAUCGAAUGCGUUCAGCGCGAAAGCGGAAGGCAGAGGGCAUGUCGCCUCUCCAACAGGAGUCAACAGCAGUUCAAACUCCAGAAGAACGAGAUUAG